CGCUGGUUCGCGAUCGCAGCAGUCUCGCGUAACAAAAAAAAUAUGGAUCUCCAGAGCGUCCUGGAGAAGUGUGGCAACUUUGGCCCCUACCAGAUACUGCUCCUGGGCCUCUACGGAUACACGAACAUAGUGUCGUCCUUUCACUACUUCUCGCAGACCCUCAUCAGCUUUACGCCCCCACACAGAUGUUCUGUGCCCUUAAAAGACCUGCCUGAGAACGUCACCUUGCUGGAGGUGGAUUCCUGCAGUGUGCGCCAGUUCGAUAGCGAUCUGGUCUUCUAUGAGUCCAAGUGCCAAUCGUGGGAAUUCGCCAGGGAAAGCAACUACGAGAGCAUCACCACCGAGCUGGAGUGGGUGUGCGACGACGCCUACAAGCUGGCGGUGGGUCAGUCCUUCUUCUUCAUCGGCUCCGCCCUGGGCAGCAUUUUCUUUGGCUAUCUGGCCGAUCGCAUUGGUCGUCUGCCAGCCUGCGUCCUGACCACCCUGACAGGUGCCUUCGGUGACUUCUUCACCUCCUUCGUGAGCAGCCUGCCUUGGUUCUCGUUCACGCGCUUCAUCUCUGGUCUCUCCAUGGACACGCAGUAUGUCCUGAUGUACAUUCUGGUCUUCGAGUACUUGAGUCCGCAGCACCGCACCUUCGGUCUGAACAUCAUUUUGGGGGUCUUCUACUGCAUCGGACUGGUGAUCUCGCCCUGGAUGGCCAUCUGGCUGGGCAACUGGCGCAGUUACCUCUGGGCGGCAUCUCUCCCAGCCCUGGGCAUGCUGAUCUAUCCCCUGUGCCUCCACGAGAGCGUCGAGUGGCUGCUGACCAAGGGAAAGUUCGACAAGGCGGUUAGCAGUCUGCGGAGCAUCGCCAAGUUCAACGGGCGGCAUGUGGAGGACUCUGUUUUCGACGAGUUCAUAAAACAUUAUCGCGAGAAGCUCAACACCGCACAGAAGACAUCCUCGGACACAUUCAUGGGCAUGCUGAGGACUCCGAGGCUGAGGAAGUUUACCAUUAUUCUGCUAAUCAAAUCAAUGAUCAUCACCAUUGCCUUUGAUAUCCUGAGCCGUAAUGUGGAGGGCGUGGGAAUCUCUCCCUUUAAGCUCUUCUCGUACUCGGGAUUCUGCUACUUGCCCGCUGGCCUUACCAUCAUCCUGUUCCAAAACAAGAUUGGGCGCAAGGGCAUGGCCUGUGCCUCGCUCUUCAUGGGGGCCAUCAUCACGGCGACCACUGGUUACCUUGUGGCCAUCCUGGAUCCGGCGGACUACUCGAUUCUCUUGGGCUUCAUGGUUAGCCUGGGCCGAUUCGGGGCAACGGUGGCCUACGACGCGGAGGCCCAAUACGCGGCGGAGAUCAUUCCGACCAGCGUAAGAGGACGCGGAGUGGCCAACAUCCAUGUGGUGGGCAAUGCCUUCGCCUUCUUCAGCUCUUACAUCAUCUUUCUGGGUACCUUUUUCAAGCCGCUGCCCUCGCUGCUCAUCAGCUUCCUACUUCUGAUCGGGGCGGGCCUGUGCCUGACUCUUCCCGAGACCCUCAACAAGGAACUGCCGCAGACCUUGGAGGAGGGCGAGGUGUUCGGCAAGGGCGAGAAGUGGUACUUCUUUCCCUGCUUCUCGCGCAGACAGCAGACAAACAAAGCCGCAUCUCAGUUGGAGUCAGCCAACGAAACUACAAAGUAGCCUUAGUAAAUGUAUAAAGACAGAAAAUAAAAACAAAUUAAAAAUCACAA
Molecule: messenger RNA, 1712 nt
Organism: Drosophila kikkawai
Lineage: Eukaryota; Metazoa; Arthropoda; Insecta; Diptera; Drosophilidae
Product: organic cation transporter protein-like
Biological process (GO): transmembrane transport
Molecular function (GO): transmembrane transporter activity
Source: RefSeq, a predicted model, not a curated record